Leptopilina boulardi is the source of this 5522-nucleotide messenger RNA. It is a transcript of the gene slbo, whose product is annotated as CCAAT/enhancer-binding protein. The record is from RefSeq and is a predicted model, not a curated record. Lineage: Eukaryota; Metazoa; Arthropoda; Insecta; Hymenoptera; Figitidae. The transcript has a single exon. The coding region runs from base 519 to 1520 and encodes 333 amino acids. Gene Ontology annotation, biological process: regulation of transcription by RNA polymerase II; DNA-templated transcription. Gene Ontology annotation, molecular function: RNA polymerase II cis-regulatory region sequence-specific DNA binding; DNA-binding transcription factor activity, RNA polymerase II-specific.
AUAAAAAAAGAGAGAAAAAGUUUAUAUAGAAGUCUGCGCAUGCGCGCUAGAUCCAACCAGAAAGUUGGCGCGCGCCCCGAAUGAAAGCUUGCGACAUGUCAUCGAGGAGCUCAGUCGUGCGCCAACACUCCGUGCUGUUCGACAUAUUUUUAUUAUCCGGGCAGAGUGUACACUUUUUUUUGUUUUUUUUCUUCUUCUUUCACCCAAAAAAUAAAAUCGUCAGUGUUACUCGUGUUGGCGUUUUUCGGCUUUUAAAAAAAAGGUGCAAUCACUGGCCAUUAAAUUAAAAAAUUUUAAAAAAACGUGUUGGGAUAAACUUGACAAAUUAAAAUUUAUUUUUUUUGGAUUCAGGAAGUGAAUUUUUUAGUGACAGAGUGAAAACAUUUUAUUAACCUCAGGUGUGAUAACUGUGACAGAACUGCUAACACCACGUGGUUAGCAGACGGAAAGUUGGAAAAAAUCCCUUUUUUUUUUUGGUGAGGCUAUCAUCUGUGAUGUGUUAAAAAAAAAAGUGAGUGAUGGAGUCCCCAGUCAUGUAUGACACCUCGGCCCAUCAGCCGCAAUCUCAGGUACCGCCUGAGAUGAAAAAAUCAUCCCAAGUGAUGAACAACAAUUCCGCCCUUCAAGUGAAUCACAAUCAACAAACUGGUAGUACAGUUGUUAGUAAAGUGUCAGCAAGUAAGGCAUCAUUACAUCAACAAUAUGCCGAACAUUGUGCUGCCGCUGGCGAAUUAACGGAUCUUAAUACUCCGGAAAUCUCAUUGGAUCUACAAAAUCUCAUUGAUGACUCUCAUUUUAAUGAUGGUCUAUUAGAUAUGCUGAACGGUGGUAAUGGCACAAUUAAGCAUAAUAAUCGUAAUCCAGGCUAUCCAAGAACAACCCUCGCCUAUAUGCCACAACCCGUACACAGUGGCGCAAGUUAUCAUCAAGGUAGUUGCAGUGACAGCAAUAGUUCAAGUUCCGAAUCGCCAAGCAUUAAAGAAGAGCCCCUUGAUCCUGCUGAUUAUAGGCGACAUUGUCCUCAAUUUCCACCAAGUGGUUAUAGUCCCGUUAAUAAUGGACCAUUUGCCAAUGGUGGUUCAAAUUUUACCAACCUCACACCAUCAACGGUACCAGGAACACAUCCUGUUCAUCAGCAACAAAAUAGGGUGGGCACAAUGAAACCCAUUAUGUCACAUCAACAUCAUGCAGCCGCCGCUGCAGCGGCCGCUGUUGCACGAAAACAAAGUAAAUCCGUUGAUAAGGCAAGCGAUGAAUAUCGAAGACGAAGAGAGAGAAAUAAUAUUGCCGUUAGAAAAAGUCGAGAAAAGGCAAAGGUACGAUCAAGAGAAACUGAGGAGAAAGUUAAACUUCUUGUCAAGGACAAUGAAUUACUCAAGAAGAGAAUUGAACUUCUCACUGAGGAGCUUAAUGUUCUUAGAUCGCUAUUUAGUAGCGUUGGCGUUGUACCCGAACAACUUCAUCGUGAAAUAUCAAGGCAUCUCGAUCAAUUCCAACAACAUGCGGUUGGACCCAUGUAGCAUUAUUGCGAUUCCACCUCAGCACCAAUAAACUUCGACCUUGGAGAUUCUUUCAAGGGAAUCCGGCUGUGAACGCUUCCGCGUUGUCUCUUCAUCAUCAUCACGGAACUAACAGGUUUCUCCGCAUCUCCUCCUCUUUCGUUAUAUAUAUAUACAAACUUCUUUCGUCAAAGGCCUCUGAUGUCCUUAAAGGAUUUUUUUCUUUAGUAACACAUCACUUUUCUUUUCUUUUUUUUUCGUUCAUGUCUAUGGGUUUUACACUGAGAAAAAUUCAUUUUAGCUGUAAAUUCCCGUUGUACGAAGGGAAAAAGACGUUAACUCAUAGAACACACAAAACAUGUACGAAAAUUAUUCUUAGUGACAAUAUAUGAGUUAAUUGGAAUUUUUCCUUCGUACUACGGAGUUUUCGAACCAAUAGGAAAUUAAUAUUAGAAUUUAAGUUUUGAACGUUGAAAUGAAAGAAAUUUUUUUUAAGUUUGAAGUUUAUUACAAAAUAUUUAUUUACAUAUUAAAAAAUUAUUUACUUAAUAAGGGUUGAAUUUUUUUUUUUAUUAGAAUACAAUAAUUUUAAAAAAUAUCGAAACGGAAAAGUUUUUGUUCAUUUGAACGUUCAAAAUUAGACAUUAAAAUUUAGUAUAGUUUUGUAAAACUAGUUUAGCGGAAAAAUGUGUGACGAACAGUUUUGAUAUUUUCAAUGUCAAAUUCGCAGGAGAGUAUUUUUUGUUUCUCAGUGUACAAGCUUAUUUAGAUCAAAUGCAACAAAGCAGUGUUCUAUUUUCGAACAUUUUGAUGUUCCAAUUUCAAAGCUUAAUUUCGAAGAGUAAAUUUUUUUCACUAACAAAAGUUAAAGUGUCUUUUUUUUGACAGUUUUGAAACAAAGUGUUUACACUCCGAUUUUUAUAACAUUUGUAAUUUUACCAACUUAUUUCUGAUUUAGUCAAAAAAAAAAAAAUUUCCAACGUUCUGAACAUUAGGUAGACAAAUGAGAAUAACUAAAAAGGUACCCGAAAUUCUGAACGUUCAUAUGGACAUUUAGGAAAAAUUUAAUACUUUUUAAAUUAUUAUAAAAUAUUGUUGUCUGUAUCCAAAACUAAAUUUAUGUAUUAAUAUUAAAAUCAAUGUACUUUUUUAUUUUUUAUUGCUGUAGUAAUUUUUUAAAAAUGUGUAUGAAUUUAUGAACGUUUUGAUUUUAUUGGACUAUAAAUUUUUUAAUACAACAGCAAUGAAAAUUAGAUUAUUAUUUUAAUUUUUGGAUACAGAUGACAUUAUUUUAUAAUAAAGAAAUUAAAAAGUAGUAAACAAAUUUUUCCUUCAUUUGAACGUUAAGAACUUUAGGCAUACAUAAAAAUUACAAAGGUAAAAUUAAAAUGCAAAUUAAAAUUACCAGAUGUCAAUUUUCAAAGGAACAUAUAACUGUGUUUCAAAAUAUAUAUAUAUAGUAAAUUAUUUUUAAAAAAAUAUUAACAAAAUUGUAAAUAUUGAAAAAAUUUUAGAUAAUAAAAAAAAUAGCUAAUAUAUUAGUAAAUAUCGAAUAGUAAAAUGGCUAAUAAUAAAUUGCUAAAAGUAAAUUACUAAAAGCAAAUUGCAAUAGUAAAUAGUUUAAAAUUAAUAAACAAUAUAGCUAAUUAAAAAAAUAAUAAUAAAUAAAAAUAAACCACAAUGUUCAGAAAAAGGAAUAAAUUUUUUUUUUGAUAGCUAAAUGAAAAUUGUUAAUUAGUACUUAUUUUCAUUAAGUGAGAUGUUACUGAAUAAAAAGUGAUUCGAGUCGCACAAAAAAGAAAGAUAACACUUAAUAUAUUUUAUAAGUAAUUGAAUUAAAAAAUAAAAAAAAAAAAAAAAAAAAAGCAUUAAAAAUACUUGAUGUAUAUAAAGGUGCCUUGUAUUAGAUAUGUCUUUCUGUUUUUUGUGCUAUUCGGAAAUCAGAACUGCAAUCUAAGAUCAAGAACCGGUUGGCAUCAUCGGCCUUGGCGAAUUACAAACUUCACUAUGUGGCAGCAGCAUUACGUAAGUUGAUCUCGUGCACUGCCAACGAAUAGCUUAUAAAACGCGCGUAAGAUGUAGAUUUUUAUUAAUUACGCUGACCCCACACAUUAAUUGUCAUGAUCACAGAAAAUUGUUCCACGCAUCAAAAAUUAUACUCAAAAAGGAAAAAAAAAAUUCUCAAAAAAAAAAAUUUUUCAAAAAAUUAAUUUUACAAAAUUACAUUUUCAAAAAUUUAAUAUUAGAAAAAAACAAUUUUUUUUGCAUCACGCCAAUAAAUGAAGUGAAACGGAAAGAAAAAUAAAAUGAGGAAAACGGAGUUUCGCAGUUGGAUUAUUAUUUUAAUUUUUUUCUUUUUUUUUCUGAAAGAAAUAUUCAAGUCGAUAGUGUAAAAGUGCCUUUUUUUUAAAUGAAAUAAAUAAAUAAAUAAAAGCGACGACUCACGAGAACGCUUGGUGUAAUAUUUUUUGUUUUAUAUAUAGAAAAAAAAAAAAUGUAAAAUUGUUGAGCGUGAACCUUUUUGGGGGUUCCAAAUUAUUAUUAUUAUUAUUAUUAUUAUAUAUAUUAUAUAUUAACAGCGUCAUCGACAUCUUGUGAUCUCUACAAAGACUCACGAAAAAACGCGACUAGACUUAAAAAGAAAAAAACAAAAAAAAAUUUUUUGCGAGAUGAAUCGCUUUUUGAUCAUCUUUGUUUUUUUUUCUCUUACCGCACACGAUGUGUUUUUUUUUUUUUUAAAGACUGGGUGGUUUAACCGUCGAAUGAAAUUCGAUUUUUCCAUCUCAACGGAUGACACCUGUAUAUCUCUCGUUCGUGAAACUCACAUAUAUACACAUUGUACAAUUUUUUUUUUUGUCUUUUUUUUUCCUCGAAUAUAAAUAUGUAUAUCUAAACGAACACUCGCUCAUAUACACAAAACACAAACAUUUUAACCACGUGAAUGGUGAGAAACUCGAAAAAAAAAAUUUUAAUGAGAAAAAAAUUAAUUUUUUCUUAACUCAAAGCACAAAGAACCCCUGAGAGUUUUAAGCUCCGUUCACGUGGCGUUGUGAUUAGAUACGGUUAUUAGUGUAAAUCGAUAAAAAACAAAAAAGUAUAAUUAGUUUAUCGCUCUCAUACCUGAGUACCUUGAAAUAACAUAAUAUAUAUAUAUAUAUUAUAUACACUGAGAUACCCCGAUUGCGAUCGAGUCUUCCAAAAGAUCUCUCGUUCUGUAUUUCUUUUUUUUUUUCAUUUUUAUCAUAUUUUUUUUUUUUUAAGUUUAAAAAAUUUUUAAUGUUAUAGUUUCCCCGUGACUAACAAACGGCGAUAUGAAACAAAAAAAAAAAAAAGUAAAAUAUUUUCGCGUAUAAGACCCUUGUAUUAUAUAGCUAAUAUUUUUAUUAAAUGUAUAUUGUAUACGUAAAAUUUUAAUAUAUUUUCAAUAAUAUAAAUGCGCGAAAUUAAAAGUUAUGAGCGAGCGGCAAAACAGAAAAAAUAGAAUUUUUUUUUUUUCAUGCGUAAAUAAAUAUUUAUGUAAACAUGAAUUAUUAUAUUUGUAUUUUUUAGGCAAAUAUUUUUUUUGGACACAGAAAAAAAAAAGAAAAUAUUACGCCGAACGUUACCUAUGGGACCACUCGGCCAAGCCGAGUCCCUUAUAUUAAUUAAAUAAAUAUACUUUUCAGUUACCGUAACGUGUGAAGCGGGCUUCAUUGUUUAUUCGUUCGAUUGUUGAUUCUUAUAUGUGCGCUAAGUGAGUGAGUGAGAUUAUACAAAUAUAAAUAUAGAGGUCUAUAUUAUUAAUAUUAUUAUUGUUAUAUAAAUAUAUAUAAAUAAAAAAAAAUAUAUAUAUAUAUUUUGCGAAUUACAACAAAGACAGCGACUUUUUGUGUGUGGAUGAAAUUAUUUUUUUUUUUUUGUUUUUUUUUUUGGGAUAUGAGUGGAUGCGAUUUUAAGAAAAACGUAUGCUGUGUAUAUGAGAUUACCUUUCACGGUUGUCAACUUGUCUAUGCACAAAUAUAUUUUGAUAUAAAAUUUACCCAA